CUCUGCGUUACCAGGUGGUCGUCUAGGGUAGAUUCAGUCCGUGGAGUGCGGGACAGAUUUGUUGACAUUUGGAAGCGACUGACAGUCGUUUUGUUGACCAGCAAGGAUAAAAAAGAACGUGAUGAAGCUGUUGGCAUCAAGAAGAACAUUGCAAAAAUUGACUUUAUCAUAAAUCUAGUUCUCUGGGAGAGAAUUUUGUCAUGUACCAACUCCGCAUCAAAGGAACUGCAAUCGAAAAGUGUCGACCUCAGUGCCGCUUCCAGACUUUUAUGCAUUAGUUUGUCAGAACUAAGGUAUUUGCGAAAUUCAUGGGAGACCGUUCGAAUGACCGCAAAUGCCCUUGCUGCAUCAUGGGGCAUUCCCAUUGAGUUUGAGAAACGACGUAAGCGUGGGAUAAAACAGUUCUUCGACGAAUUGGCUUCCGAUUCUAGGAUCGAGGAUUCAGAAAGAGCUUUUAAAAUAAACAACUGGCAAGCAUAG
Molecule: messenger RNA, 480 nt
Organism: Paramuricea clavata
Lineage: Eukaryota; Metazoa; Cnidaria; Anthozoa; Malacalcyonacea; Plexauridae
Source: the annotation of a GenBank genome assembly